GAAGCAAAUAAUGCAGAAACUAAAUUCUACCAUCUUGAGAAAGAAAAUCCCUUUUACCCUAUACUCAAACUCAACCAGGUGCCUCUACCACAGAAGCAACUUUUAUACAUUUCUUCCUAGAUCUCACUCAUCCCAGCCAUAUCGUCCUGUAAACAAGACCUUCACCAUUCACUCCUUCAGAAUGAGCUCCUCAGGUAAGGGUAAACAGCCCGGCGAGGGCUUCUCAGCUUCUAUCCCACAUGCGGAACGGACUGCAGAUGAACCUCGAGAAAAUGUAAGUUAUCCACAUUGGUGACAUCAUCUAUCCAUCACUUAUGAUCUGUGCAGAAGUGUCAUUCUUUAACUAUAUCAAGAAUUCAAGAUAUCAACGAUACCAUCCGAAUCUUCGAAUUGGAGGCAGCUACCCAGGAUGGCUCAACAGAUUUUGCAGUAUGUGCAUGCUCCGAUUAUCUUCUUGGAUUCACUUCUUUUUCAAGUCCUCUCUAACAUCAUUAUAACGGCGGAAAUUGCACAACAAAGUAUUUUGAAUGAGAAUUCCUCGUCACGGAAAUGCAUUUCCCAAUGAAUCACGUUUCUUCGAUCAUCACGUGCUUCACCUCCUCCCAUGCCUCCUCCAUAUCUCGCUCGCUUAGAAACUAACCCUGAAAGUUCCUCCCUGGUCAAUGGCUAGACGUUUUCACACCUCCAUACCCCGAACGUCCGGGCGGCUUCACAAUAACUUCACCACCCUCCGCUCUCCAUCCCCCACCAGAUUCCCCAAAGAAACCGUACCUCGAACUCGCAAUCCAAAAGUCGCCGUCAAAUCCCCCAGCAAGCUACCUCUUCCAAGAUACUCCCAAGCUUAUCGCAUCAGAAUUGCUCAUUCGAGUCGGAGGAUCUUUCAUCUAUCCGCCCUCUCCCAAACGACCUAUACGAAGGCUCGUUUUCGUCGCUGGCGGUGUAGGUGUUAACCCCCUGAUGAGCAUGUUAAGCCACAUCGCGUCACUUGUCAAAGCAGGAGAGGACCAAGAUUUUGAGAUAAGGUUCCUGUACACGGUUCGAUGUACACCAUCAGGGGAUUUAUCAAAGAUUCAAUUCUUGGAACGCAUUCAGAGGGAAAUUAAAAGUAUUGGUCCACGUGCAGAGUUGCAGCUAUAUCUUACGUCGGGAGAGAACCGCAAAAUUGGAGGUGGUGAGCUUGAGAGUACGAUGGGAGCAGAUGGGACGAAGCUGGAUAUCCAACGACGAAGGAUUAAUAAGGAUGAUUUACUCCAGGCUUUGGGGCCAGUAUCAGAAAGAAACGAGGUUGUGUGUGUUAUUUGUGGGGUACCGCGCAUGACGGAUGAGUUUAUUGAGAUUGUCAGAAAUGCGGAGGGAAUGAAAGAGACGAAUGUUUUGUUCGAGAAGUGGUGGUAAAAGGAUUGGUGAAACGUAAACUUUAGAAGAGAUAGCGUAUUUUGUUUACUGAUUUUAGAGUCAACCAACUAUACUAACACCCC
This is a messenger RNA of Hymenoscyphus albidus, 1478 nucleotides long. Lineage: Eukaryota; Fungi; Ascomycota; Leotiomycetes; Helotiales; Helotiaceae. The record is from the annotation of a GenBank genome assembly.